Molecule: messenger RNA, 653 nt
Organism: Coffea eugenioides
Lineage: Eukaryota; Viridiplantae; Streptophyta; Magnoliopsida; Gentianales; Rubiaceae
Product: cytochrome P450 81D1-like
Exons: 3
Coding region: 9-653 (214 amino acids)
Molecular function (GO): monooxygenase activity; heme binding; iron ion binding
Source: RefSeq, a predicted model, not a curated record
AUGUUAUAAUGGCCUUAGCGGGAUCCAGUGGGGGAUCUUGGUCAACAACCUUCAUGCCAAAGACCACUUCAAGGCCAUUCACGGGAGAAAAUUGCACACCAAGUGGUAAAAGCAACCCAGGCAUGACAGGUAGCUUAGUUUUACAGCCGGAAGUGCAUGGGAAAUCGUCAGUCCGGGUGAACUCCUCUCAUGAGUUAAGCUCUGGUACUCAGCGGGAGGAAAUGCUGAAAAAGGAUGCAAAAGCUCCAAAUCAUGCAGCUGAUGUCAUGCUUACGGCUGGAACAGACACUUCAUCGGUGACUAUAGAAUGGGCCUUGUCUCUUUUACUCAACCAUCCCGAGGUGCUAGAGAAAGCUCGAGCUGAAUUGGAUGCUCAAGUAGGGACUGAUCGAUUGAUCGACGAACAUGAUCUAUCCAAUCUUUCUUAUCUUCAUAACAUUAUUUUAGAAACACUUCGGUUGUACCCAGCAGCACCAAUGCUACUGCCCCAUGAGUCCUCCGUUGACUGUAAAAUUGGGGGAUACAAUAUUCCGCGAGGCACAAAUUUGCUAGUUAAUGGAUGGGCAGUUCACAAGGACCCAAACGUUUGGGAUGAUCCAACAAGCUUCAAGCCAGAGAGAUUUAAGGCUUGCAGGUUCAGCCAUCAAAGCUGA